AUGGACGAGGAGGACCUAAUCCCCGCCGACUACAACGAUGGGAACCGUGCAUUCCUGCAGGCCCUGAUGGCCCGCGGAGUAGUCACCUACAGGGAGGGCAAAUCCAUCUUGGCCGCCAUAUUCGCAGCACGCGACGGCGAGCCCAUAGAUCCAAACUCGGUGUCGCAGGAGACCUUCGCCGCCUACAUCGCCGCCGCGCAGGAGGCAGUCUCGCACUUCGACUAUGACCUGCGGAGCGCCAUGCACCAGGUGCGCAAGGAGCGUGUCUGGGCCCUGGUCAACACCACCUCGGACCCUCUGACGCAGCUGGCCACCUUGCACACGGCGGAUGAGAUUGCCUUUGUCAAGCGCAUUCUGGACUCCAUGUUUGAGAAGUACAACACCCAGCGCAUGGAGGUCAUGUGCGUGGACAGCAUCCAGGCCAACAAGUGCCGCAACGUGCCGCGGCCCGACCUGGACGAGUCCGUGCUCGACCGCGAGGCCAGCCAGGCGCAGUCCCAGUCCCUCAAGGGCCUGAAGUCCUCUGAGGUCGAGGCCGUGAUGGCCGCCAUGGUCGACGAGGGUUGGUUCGAGAAGAGCGGCAACAGCUUCUACGGCCUGGCCCCGCGCGCCCUCAUGGAGCUGCGCACAUGGCUCAUCGAGUCUUACAACGACCCCGAUGCCGGCCCGGACGAGUGGCAGCGGGUCAAGUUCUGCGAGGCCUGCAAGGAGAUCGUGACGACGGGCCAGCGGUGUGCGGACCGCGACUGUAACGUGCGCCUCCACGACAUCUGCGACGAGGGCUUCUGGAGGACGCGGAGAGACCGGAAAUGCCCCAGGUGCUCGACCGAAUGGUCCGGGAAACACUUCGUGGGGCCCAAGGCAGUCACGGAAACCGAGGCCUACAAGCGUGGUCGGAGACGGAGCGACCGGGACCGUGGGUCCCUGAUGGAACAGGUCAUGCAAGAGGAGGGAGAGGAGGACGGUGACGAGGGCAUGAACGGCGAAGAUGUCGACGAGGAAUGA
Molecule: messenger RNA, 1005 nt
Organism: Neoarthrinium moseri
Lineage: Eukaryota; Fungi; Ascomycota; Sordariomycetes; Amphisphaeriales; Apiosporaceae
Exons: 1
Coding region: 1-1005 (334 amino acids)
Biological process (GO): DNA damage tolerance; double-strand break repair via homologous recombination
Cellular component (GO): Smc5-Smc6 complex; nucleus
Molecular function (GO): ubiquitin-protein transferase activity
Source: RefSeq, a predicted model, not a curated record